Recurvomyces mirabilis is the source of this 1794-nucleotide messenger RNA. RefSeq lists its product as uncharacterized. Gene Ontology annotation, biological process: L-valine biosynthetic process. Lineage: Eukaryota; Fungi; Ascomycota; Dothideomycetes; Mycosphaerellales; Teratosphaeriaceae. The coding region runs from base 1 to 1794 and encodes 597 amino acids. The transcript has 2 exons. Gene Ontology annotation, cellular component: acetolactate synthase complex. The record is from RefSeq and is a predicted model, not a curated record. Gene Ontology annotation, molecular function: acetolactate synthase activity; flavin adenine dinucleotide binding; thiamine pyrophosphate binding.
AUGUACACAGCAUCUUUUGCGUUCUUCGAGGCGCUUUGGGACGCCGGCGUAACCCACGUCUUCGUCAAUCUCGGCUCCGACCACCCCUCCAUAAUCGAAGCCAUAGUAAAAGGGCAAAAUGAAAAGCCCGACCAGUUCCCACGCAUAAUAACAUGUCCGAACGAAAUGGUCGCCUUGUCAAUGGCCGACGGCUACGCUCGUCUCACGAACAAACCCCAAGCUGUCAUCGUCCAUGUCGACGUCGGGACGCAAGGGCUGGGAGCAGCGGUCCACAAUGCUUCUUGUGGACGAGCUCCAGUCCUCAUAUUUGCGGGCUUGUCGCCAUAUACGAUUGAGGGCGAGUAUAGGGGCAGUAGGACGGAGUACAUCCAUUGGAUUCAGGAUGUUCCGGAUCAGAAACAGAUUGUGGCGCAGUAUUGUCGGUAUGUUGGGGAGAUCAAGCGAGGACGGAAUGUUAAGCAGUUGGUCAAUCGGGCAUUGAGUUUUGCUACAUCGGAGCCGAGGGGACCGGUAUAUCUCUGCGGUGCUAGAGAGGCGAUGGAGGAGGAGAUUGAGCCUUAUGCGCUUGAUCAAAACCACUGGAAUCCUGUGGAACUGGGAGGCUUGAAUGCUAAGCAGUUGAAUUUCGUGGCGGAUACACUAGUCAACGCUGAAGCACCGCUCGUGAUCACAGGUUACUCAGGACGAAACCACGACGCCGUCCACGCCCUCGUCGAACUAGCAGAUACCGUCAAAGGCCUCCGCGUGCUCGACACAGGCGGCAGCGAUAUGUGUUUCCCAGCCGACCAUCCGGCAUGGCUCGGCCUUCGAUACGGCGUAGAAGAGAACAUCAAGUCUGCGGACGUCAUCCUGCUCCUCGACGUCGACGUGCCAUACAUCCCCACCCAAUGCAAACCCAACCCCAAAGCAAAGAUAAUCCACAUCGACGUCGACCCGCUCAAACAACAAAUGCCCGUCUUCUACGUCAACGCCGUCGCACGUUACCGCUGCGAUGCCGAGACCUCCCUCCGCCAAAUCUCCGGCCUUGUCAAAUCCACCAUGCACGACCGUAUCAGCAGCCAAACCUUCACAGACCGCUUCACCAAGCUCCAGAAAUCUCACAAGGAAAAACUUAACACCAUCGCUUCCUUGGCCAAAGCCGCCGACGACGGCACAUACGGUUGCUCCUACCUCAUAUCUCAAGUCCGCAAAGCAGUACCGAAGGAUACCAUCUUCGCCAUCGAAGCGGUGACUAACACGGGUUUUGUCGCGGAUCAAAUCCAAGCCACUAUCCCCGGAACCUGGAUCAACUGCGGCGGCGGCGGACUAGGCUGGUCUGGCGGCGGAGCACUAGGGAUCAAGCUCGCGAGCGAUCAUGAAGCUGGCGGGAAAAACAAGGGGAAAUUCGUCUGCCAGAUUGUCGGGGAUGGGACAUAUCUCUUCUCCGUCCCGGGCUCGGUAUAUUGGAUCGCGCAGCGCUAUGGGAUCCCCGUCCUCGUCAUCGUACUCAAUAACCAAGGCUGGAACGCCCCGAGGAAGUCUCUCCAGCUUGUGCACCCGGAGGGUCUGGGCAGUAAAGUCGAUAAUCGCGCGCUGAAUAUUUCUUUCGCACCUACGCCGGAUUAUUCGGGGAUUGCGAAGGCGGCGGCGGGGGGGGAGGCGUGGGCGGGCGUGGCGGGGACGGUGGAGGAGCUGGAGAGGUUGCUUCCGGAGGCUGUGGAGGCCGUGAAGGGGGGGAAGUGUGCGAUAUUGGAUGCGCAUUUGGAUGGGCCGCAGGGGAAGUAUGGGGGCGGGAAGGCCGUGCUUGUUGGGUGA